UCCCGCCAUCUGCAACUUACAUGCGGAAGGAGGUACUCAAAGGGUUACCGUAUUUUUCCCUUCCUUCCUAUCUGGUGGAUAAGUUACGAAAAGCCGGACGAGAUUUCAGUAUAACUCUGCCGUGUUUUAGACAUUUCCUCCUUGUUAUAUGCUCCCAAGGUAUUAUGUCUCUGGGCAGCAGACUGACGCAGACAGCCAUCAUGUCUAACGGAGAGAGCACGCCUGUCCCCGGAAAUCUUGUGGCAGAGCCGAACAAAGUGACUGUGGUGUUGGGCGCUCAGUGGGGCGAUGAAGGGAAGGGCAAAGUGGUGGAUCUGUUGGCACAGGACGCAGACAUCGUAUGCCGCUGUCAGGGAGGAAACAAUGCAGGCCACACUGUUGUGGUGGAUUCUGUUGAGUAUGAUUUUCAUCUUUUGCCAAGUGGAAUCAUAAACCCAAAAGUUACUGCCUUCAUAGGGAAUGGGGUUGUAAUUCAUCUACCUGGUUUGUUUGAAGAAGCUGAGAAAAAUCUGAAAAAAGGGCAAGGCUUGGCUGGCUGGGAGAACAGACUUACUAUCUCUGACCGAGCGCACAUUGUUUUUGACUUUCACCAAGCUGCCGAUGGAAUCCAAGAAGAGCAGAGGCAAAAACAAGCUGGAAAGAACUUGGGCACCACAAAGAAGGGGAUUGGACCAGUGUAUUCUUCAAAAGCUGCAAGAAGUGGCCUUAGAAUGUGUGAUCUUGUUUCAGAUUUUAGUGAAUUUUCCAAGAGAUUUGAAGUUCUGGCUAAGCAGUAUAAAUCGAUGUACCCUUCACUUGACGUCAACAUUGAAGGAGAACUUAACAAGCUUAAGGACUAUGCUCAGAAAGUAAGACCAAUGGUGAAGGAUGGUAUUUACUUUAUACAUGAAGCUCUUCAUGGCACUCCAAAGAAAAUUUUGGUGGAAGGUGCAAAUGCAGCUCUCCUGGAUAUUGACUUUGGCACCUAUCCGUUUGUGACCUCUUCAAAUUGCACAGUUGGAGGAGUUUGUACAGGCCUUGGCAUUCCACCUCAAAGCAUUGGGGAUGUUUAUGGAGUGGUCAAAGCAUACACUACUCGAGUUGGUAUUGGUGCCUUUCCAACUGAGCAAAAUAAUGAUAUUGGAGAUAUUCUACAAACUCGAGGACAUGAGUUUGGAGUUACUACUGGAAGGAAGAGAAGAUGUGGAUGGUUGGAUCUGGUUUUGCUCAGAUUUGCCCAUAUGAUCAAUGGAUUUACAGCGUUGGCACUUACAAAACUUGAUAUUUUGGAUGUCUUUUCAGAAAUUAAAGUAGGUGUUUCCUACAAAUUAGAAGGUGUAACGAUACCUCACUUUCCAGCAAAUCAAGAAGUUUUAAAUAGAGUUGAGGUUGAAUAUGAAACACUCCCUGGAUGGAAAAGUGACACUUCUAAUGCCAGAACAUUUGAAGACCUGCCUGAGAAUGCAAAGAAAUAUGUUAAUUUCAUAGAAGAAUCACUUGGCAUUCCAAUUAAAUGGAUUGGAGUUGGAAAAUCUAGAGAAUCAAUGAUUCAGUGUUUCUGAAAAAUGCACGAUUCUCCUACUUGAACUUCAUUUUACAAUCGUAGAUUUUGACUUGAACAAUGGAGAUCUAAGGGAAUGGGUAUUGGUGGGGAAAGAAAGCAACUACUUUUUCUGGAGCUGUGUGAUUGGGAUAUUAAAUAUUAUUGUACUUGUCUUAAGAACAA
Messenger RNA from Bufo gargarizans (Asiatic toad), 1705 nucleotides. RefSeq names its product adenylosuccinate synthase 2 (gene ADSS2). The record is from RefSeq and is a predicted model, not a curated record. Gene Ontology annotation, cellular component: cytoplasm. Lineage: Eukaryota; Metazoa; Chordata; Amphibia; Anura; Bufonidae. Bases 21 to 1541 code for a protein of 506 amino acids. Gene Ontology annotation, molecular function: GTP binding; adenylosuccinate synthase activity. The transcript is spliced from 13 exons. Gene Ontology annotation, biological process: IMP metabolic process; 'de novo' AMP biosynthetic process.